AUGUUUAACGCUUACAAUUUACGCGCACGUGAAACUUGUGACAUUGAUUGACAGCUGUGCAGCUACAAAAAGCGGUUUUUAACUUCAGAAAGAAUGGGCAAAACAAUUUUAGCUGAUGAGGCUGUGCAAGAGUUUGUAAAUGGGCAGUAUGGAGUUCACAGUUGGAUGAUCGGGCUCAUUGUUGGUCAUUGCACCAGUCAGAAAGACUUUGCUGUUUGCCUGGUUCCGAGUCCCAAAGAAGAAGCCGAAGAUGGGGAGACUGACAAACAGACGACACUAGAGGGCGUCAGUGAGCACUGGAUUGCUGAGCAUGCAAGACAGGUGACCCGAAUGCUGCCAGGAGGUCUUGGCGUGAUGGGCGUGUUUGCCCUGGCCCCGCCCGAUGCGAUGAAGAGCGCUCAGGCUAAGCUUAGGCAGGUGUUGUUUGCUGUGCACAAGCUGCUGCGGAAGCACAAACUUCUGGAGCAAGGAGAGAACUCCACCGACUGGACCAUGCUGCAGAUUUGUGACACUACGAGAAAGUUAACCUGCCGCACAUUUGAUGUCUCGAAUCCACAAAGUACAGCAAGACCGGCCGAUUGGAAGUUUCAGAGUUUCCUCUCCCGAUGGCCCUACCUGCAUUGCAGGAUACACGUUGACAUCACGGUACCUGUGCAGCAUCAGGCCACAGAUUGCGGCCAGUACAGCAAACAGAUCUCGGCGGGAUUGUCGCCUUUUGUAGAAACUAUCCACGACUGCUUAGCCAUCGUCAACGGUCAACUCAGAGAUCCACAGGACAGUCUAGAAUCGGCACAAACCAAGCGUAAGUCUGGCAAGAAGACUGGCAGUUCUGGAGGGGCCAGUGCUUUGAAAUAUUCAGUGGAACUUCUAGCACAAAAUAUAAAACAAUGUGACAACAAGGUUCAGCACAGUCCCUGCAGUGCACGUAUACAGGUGCAUGGGGUGAUGGAGAGCAGGUCCUAUGUGCACAACAAGGCUACAGUGCAAGAGGCAAUACAGGCAGUGAAGGAAGAUGUGAUUCGUAGCUUGCAAGCGAGGCUGGAGCUGUUAUCAGAUGAAUUACGGCAGAGCAGCACGGAGGAAGAAGUCAAAGAAGUGGACACAGAACCACCCUGCUCCAUAGCCACGCCCAAGCGUGUCUUUGCCACCUUGCCCGGUACGCACAUCAGCGUCUGCGACUACGCCUUCCGUGAUGAGACGCCACAGGACUCACUGGAUAGGCUGAAUGAGCUUCUUAACCUUCAGGUCAUGGAGGAGCAGUUGGAACUGGAGGCUGAAAAAGUACCAGAUGAUAGUGAUAUGGAAGCAUCAGACCGGAGUUCGUUCUCGCUGUCGGCUGCGGAGAGCGAGGAGGGGCAGCAGGAGGCUCGCAAGAGAAGACCGGUCAAAUAUAUAGGUGCAGCACUAGGAGCUGCAGGUGCUCUGCUGGCAGCUGGGUUGUCCUAUCUAGUCAUCCAACAAGAAUGAACCAAUCAGAACACGGCUUGUAACGUUUCCACCAAUCAGCACGGAGGAAGCUGUUUCUAUCCAGCAAUGGAGCAAGGCCGACCACGUCCACAAAAUCUGUAAGAAUCUAUUGUUCAUGAGGAAAUUAGUGUUGAUUUGGCAAUUGUCAAUUUCUUUGUCUCGGUAAUUUCUUUGGUCAUGGUUCAACUUCAGACAUGCCAUACAGAUUGUGAAAUUUACUUUCACAAUAGGCUUUAUUCAUGAGUCGGCCAUAUUCAAAUAAAAGCAGGGCAAAAUGGAAUUGAAAGCAAUGAAAGAAAUUUAAUUAAUAAAUUAAUUUCUGUCUGCUCUGAUGAAUAAUUUUGUGAUUAAACAUUUAAAAAAAUUGAAAGCGAGGCUUGGAAUGCAUAAAUAGUCUGGUACCAUCCCAUUCAACAGUUUACAAUUUAUAAAAUGCAUUCAGGGAAUAAGAUCAAAAAUGGCUGCCUUGUGAAUAAGGUGUAUUGUUUAUUUGCUGAAGACUAAAGUUGCUCUCUCUGUGCUAGACAUAUUCAUUUUUUUCUCUUCACCAUUUUUUUUUUCCAAUUUGUAAUUUUUUUUAAAUUAAAAAAAACUCUUUUUUCUGUUGUGGACAUUUUCAAAUCUCUUUAAAUAAGCUUUUAUUUUGGAUUUUUUUUGCGCCCAUGACGCAUAAAAAGGUAUGCCUGAUUUCAUGUCAGGCUGCACAUCAUACCAAAAACCUUGGAAAGUAAUUAUUCCAUAAUUUAACAUGGAAGAUUGUGUAUGUAUCAUUUGGAAAGUAAAUUACUUUGGUAUUGCUAGUAAACUAGCAAUUUAAACAAAACAAAUCUACCUUUUCGGGGUGAAACUUGAAAAUAAUUUUGAGCGAGCAACUUAAUUAUAAGCACUUUUUAAAAAUAGGAAUUUUUGCAAACUCCACCUUAAUAGAAAAUGUAUAAAUCAUAGGAAGAAACAAAUAUGCAUCGAUAGUAUGUACCACUUGGCCAAGAUGCGAUCUAGCAAAUAGUACAAAUCCACCUAGUCUGUGUGAUGAUGCAUUCUCUAUGAAAAUGCAAGUUGCUGUACGAAUUGAUAGAUAGUUGCACAAAAAAUUUGGAAAUUUGAGUUUGUUCUUGUUUAUCUUUAGACAAGGUAUGACAGUGCAUUCCCUUCAAAGAAAACAAAAAUGAGUCCACCACGUACUCUCAAACUGACCAGAAAAUAGUUUGAAAAAACAAGCAGUGUUUAAUUUUCCCCCAAAAGCUGCAACAGUUGCAGCCAAAUAUAUGCUUACCAUUGCCCUUUUUUACAACCUUAUCGUUUAACUUUUUCCUUCUGUCACAUGCUCGGAAUUCUCAACUUUAGUUUUUACUCUCAAAGAGUUUUUUUUUCAAUAUUCAAACCUGCCUUUUUGUGGGUAGACCAUAAGGCAAAGCAAGGAAUGACACAUAUUGGUUCAUUACACUGUUUAAAAAUCAUGCGUGUUUGUUUACGGCGGUUUGGCAAACGUCUGUUGCUCCAAACAACACAGUCAUGUUUUUUACCGGAUGGAUUUUUACCAGGAUAGUGUGCUUGGUCUAUCCCUCCUGCUGCUAUGUUGAUCUUAAAGUGUCGCUGUCCACGCCGUGUUGUAUUGCCAUUCCAACCUAACAGUAACCCCUCGACAACACUUACCCGAAAUUCUAGAGUGCUCAUUUUCUGAUUUGAAGCUAUAGUGUUGAACAAUACCAUGGCAGUCAGCAAUUACGUCCAGCAUAUUGAAGAAUACACGUUUCCACCAUUUCAUGCUGCGGUGUGUGUGAGUGUAAUACUGAAAACAUUGACCAGCCAGACCAGUCCCUCCCAUGUUCUUAUUGUACGUCACGACCGAGCUGGGUUUAUUAAUGUCCCGAAAUCCUGUUUCGCUCUUGCUACAGCGAAUCUUCUUUGUGGUAAGGCUGCAAUCACCAAAAGUUAUCAGUAGAAUGACAUGGGUUUUUUUUAUCUUGCCAAACUACAUAUAAUUGGUCUGCUUUCUCUAGAAAGUGGGGGUCAUCUCCGCAUGAAAGAUCAUGCCACAUUGAGCCCAGGUGGAGCUCUUCGUGUUGAUAGGGUUAUCUUGGCUCUUCUUCUUGCAUACAAUGUAUGCUUCUGUACAAUACUUAACAUAAAAUACCACAAUAUAUACCACACUAACAUUAUAUACACGUACCUCUUAGACAUAUACUAUAAAAAUACCACCUAAAAAGAUACAAUACUAAAUACAUAGAUACAACUAGUAACAAGAUAUAUCAUACAUCCACAGAAGAUCGUGGAUCAUCCCAGUAAAAGGCAAAUCUUGCAGGUUGUCAUUGUCAAGAAGUGUUGAGAAGUUGCCAGACAUUUUUCCAAAUACAGGAACGGAAAUACGUCCUCCUGCAUUUUCUCGUACAUCCACACUAGAUCAUCAGGCAAAUCUUGAGGGUUGUCAAUGAGAAGUGUCGGGAUUCUGUUUACUAGUCUGAAGAAGUCCAUGGUAUGGUAAGAAGUAUUUAUUUGACAAACAACAUUCAGCUUCAAUACAAAAUUAAAUCAAAUGAAAAACAUGAUAAUACAAGCACUCUGAUUUGAAUUUACAAACAAAAACAAACAUAAAAAUAGUUCCAGGUGUUCCUGAAAAGGAUCGUUAGGUUUUAUGGUUUGGAGAUCGGCUAGUAUUGUCGCUUUCGUUUGAUGCCUUUUGUUGGUUGAUAGGGUCUUGUGAAAAAGCUCAAGAGUUGUUGAGCGGUGAGAUGAUCUAGAACCUGGAGUCUUGAGCAAGCUGUUCUUGGGCUGAGCGUCUAGCAUUGGUGAGCUGGGCCUCGGUUAAGUGUAGUUGAUGCUGGUACUCCUCCAGCGUUACCCUUGUGAAGAGCAACAAUGUUCUUUUUUGGAGGUUGCUCCAGCAUUCCUGGAGCGAUUUCUGAAAUUUCAGAUACCGAUGUGGGCAUGGUGGCCGUAUCUUAACUUCGAUGUAUGAUGGUGGUGUGGUAGUCUCGAUUGACCGGGACAAGAGCUGUAUCUGGUUGUUUCUGCUAGAGCCUUCACCUGUUUGAAUUUUGCGUCGGGUAGUCAGUGUGAGAUUGUUGGUGGAUAGGCCGGAAUCUAAUUCCAGAGACAAGAGAAGUGACUCAUCGUCGCAUAGAGUGCCGGUGGGAGAACGUUGCCCACAGGAGAUGCUAGAUGCGGUGGAACUGCAUGGAGACGGCGGCUAGCUGCUCUUGCUCCUGCACUUUCUCUUGCUCUUGCUUGACUCGAUCUUGCUGAAGUUUUCAUUCAUACAAAUUCAAUACAUUUGUAGUGUUGUUAAGGUAAUUCUGCAACAGCCAGUUGAUGUGGACAGUCCAACCUUGGUUUUGGAGACAAAUUGUCCUAUUUUCUUGUCCUUCUUGCGACCCUGUAGUGCAUGAUAAUACCGCUGUGUUGGUCCUGAAAAGGACCGUUUGGUUUAGUAGUAAGAGACCGACUAAUAUUGUCGUUUCAUUUUGAUGCCUCUUGUUGGUUGAUGGGGUCUUGUGAAGAAACUCAGCAACUGUUGAGCGGUGAUGUGAUCUUGACCCUCGAAAGCAGCAAGCUGUUCUUGUGCUGAGCGUCUGGUGUUGGUCAGCUUGGCCUCGGUGAAGUGUAGUUGGUGCUGGUAUUCCUCUAGUGUAACUCUUGUAAAGAGCAAGGACGUUCUCUUCUGGAGAUUGCUCCAGCGAUCCUGGAAUGAGCUCUGAUAUUUCAGAGAUCUGUGUGGACGUGGUGGCCAUAGUUUAACCUAAUAUAUAAAGGUGGUGGGGUGUUAGUCUCGAUUGACCGGGAAAGGAGCUGUAUUUGGCGGGUGAUGUGACCCUUGGCAGAUGUCAAUGUGUUGACGUUUUCUGACAGGAGUUUCACCAUUUUGAAUUUUUCCUCGGAUAAUCUGUGUGAGACCGUGGUUGGUGUGGAUCUUGAUGUGGACGGGCCACAGAGUCUAGUUCACAGGAUAGAAGGAGUGAUUCGUCGUCGCUUGGAAUGCUGGUAGGAGACCGUUGUCCACAGGGAAUACCGGAUGAAGUGGAGCUGGAUGAUGACCUUUAGGUGGAGUGGGGAGUGCAGCCUGGUUGUAGGUGUUUCGGCAGGUUCUUGGUCUUGACGGCAUUCUCCAAUAGGGUGAUUUGCUUGUUCCAUGAGACUCGUCACAAAACAAGUGUUGGAGGAACACUGCUAGUUUUCAGGCAAAUCUGUAGUCCUCAUUAUCUAGACGAUGUUUCUGGACUGGUUGCUUGUCUCUUGCUCCGGGGGCUGAUUUUACUUUCUGUGUCUCUUAUCAAAAUCUGACUGAUGGGAGUUUGAACUUCAGUCUCUUAUUGAAAUCUGACUGGGGGAAGUUUUGAACUUUCUGGGCCAGGGUAUCAAGGAGAGAAACACUGUUUUCAGACAAGUCUUAAUCAGACAAAUUUGUGUCAGGAAUAAUCUGGGCACUUUGGAAUCGGAGAACUGGAGAUUCUUGAUUCUUAGCUUGAUAAGUGAAAUAAUGCUCAAUCCCAUUCAGAGACACCUCUUAUAAAUUUGCUUGUGAAUAAAAAUUGUUUGUAAGAACAACACAUUAAGUUAUUAUUUUAUUAUUAUAAAUUUUUGACAAAAUCAAGACUUUACAGCCCGUCUUGAACCACUUUCCAUAUAAAAUACUAUAAAAACUUAAAAGUAAUCAUUUAAAGAUAAAAACUUAAAGUAAUCAUGUAAACUGUAAAACAAAAAAGAUAUUUGAAAUUUAACUUAUAAGAAAAGAAAAAGUAAAAUCAACAUGAUAAAAUCUACAACCAACCCAAAAAACAAGAAAGAUAAAAUAGACGCGCAGACAAAAAUUACACACAAUAAAAAAUACUUUAAAAAUAUGUACAUAUAAAUUUAAAAGUGGGGAAAAAACUAGUAAAUAUAAUUCUGAAAGAUAGGAACAAAAUAACAAUAAACAAUAAUGGAAAUGCACAAUAAAACCAAAUUACACACAAGUUAUUCUAUGGUAUGUCACUGAGAAGUUCAUUUCUUCAUUUGAGACAAUGGGGUCUCAAAAUGGGUAGAGUUAAGAGAGAAAUCAUGGAAGUUUUGACCGGAGCCAAGUUACUCAGGCAGUGGGUUGUGUUAGGUUUUAAAUACAAUUAUGGCUUUAUAUUUUAGAUACCGACAGUGUUGGCACGGCAUUUCCCAUUCGCAAGUUGUGAUGUAAAAGACUUAAAUCUUCCCCAUAUUUUUUUAGUGAGUACUGCCUAUCUUCAAAAUUAGACCCUGUUAACAUGGCAUCACCUCUUCUGUAGGUUUAUUACCAUAACAUUGGACUUCGGCCCCUCAAGUGUGAAAAAUUGGGAUAUAUAAAACAUAUCCAUCCCCUCCCAACUGAAAUUAUUGUCUAUCUGAGUGAUGAAAACCUAAAAAUUAAUUUUAAGUUGGCCAUACCAAGUUUUUAACUAGGAAAUGCACUGUCAUACCUUGUCUACUUCGGAAAUUAUGCAAACUAGUGUUAAACGCUUAUUUUCAUCCUUUUUUUGGUGGUAGUAUUAAUGUAAAUUUCUUGACUAUGCAACAUGUAAAUUUCAGUGAAUAUUUAGGUUUUGCCUUUCACCGAAGUAUAAACACUGAUUCAAAUCAGCCAACUGAUCCCGCAAUCUUGAUGGUUGAGUGGUAUUAAAGAUGUCUGCACUUGAAAGCAGGAGGUCGUGGGUUCUAGUCCCACCCAAUCAAGUUUUUUUUCAACUUUCACUAGGGAGGUAACACACUGAGUAUACAGUGUUUAUACGUCAGUGAAGAGCAAAACCUAAAUAAUGAUUUACAUCACCUCGACGCAAAUUCCAUCUUAUCAAUAGUAAAUUUCAGUGGUUGAAUGAAAUUUUACUAUGAGAUGUCGAUGAAGAGGUCGACAUUGUAUACCAGAUAAAUGUCACAUUAUUGGGUUUUCAAAGGAAGAUCAGUUGCUCCCCUCGCGCUCAGUUCCCAUACCGAAACGUUCAUGUAAACAAUGCAUUAGGUCAUUAUGUUGAACCUCUAUUGUACAGGAAAAUGUUGUGCGUGCAUGAGCAUGUUUGUUUUGGCCAAGUGGUUCAUUUGUAGUCGUAUUAAUUUCAAAAUAAUGCCAAAAUGUUUAAAAGCACUAAAUGGCUCUACUUGUACAGUAUAGGUCUCUCUCAAAUGACGUCAUUUCCUACAGACCAGCCCCAUGCAUCGACAUUUUGAGCGUCACCUUGCAUAACGCGCAUUGGCUGCGUCGUAUUUUGAACACAUUUCGAGCAACAAGCACAUGUUUGGAACAUUUACAAAACUACACAGUUGCAGUUCUCCUACAGAGAUGGCCAUCUUUGAGAGGGAUCUAUUUGGUAGUUAUAACAAUCGUCCUUGGCUCAACCGUUGAUGCACUCUCUGAGUUGGCUGAUUUUGUGAAACAGUGGGAACUCUAGACGACAGAUUUUUUUUUUUCUUUUUUCAAAUCAAGAUUGUUCAUGUAUUGUCAAAGUCUGGGCUUUUGUAAUUUUUUGACAAUUAUUGACCUUAAUUUUCUCAAAACCCGUUCAUAUAUUAAGAAGGUUAAACAUCACACAUGUAUGUACGGUAAUCAUAAAAUGGCUAUAUUACAAUGUUUAUUUCUAAAUGGGUGAAAUGCACCAGAACCAGUCUUUGUUGAUCUUGGUGUUGGUAAAUUUGAAUUGAAAGGAUUACCAAGAUGAUGGAAUAAUGUUUAUUUUCUAACUGAUUUUAUUGAACAGUAAUCGUGCUUCAUUGCAAUAAAAAGAACUGCUUUGAUUGUCAAAUUGUUGAAGUUUUUACAUUGUACAAUGUACUUGAAAUAAGUCUGAAGCAUUUUGAUCUUUUAGAACUUUAUGUAUUACAAAAAUAUUUCCAGAAAUUGUACAUCAACACAUUUCACCAUCUAAACCGCAAAGUUCCAUUUACA
This is a messenger RNA of Patiria miniata (bat star), 8347 nucleotides long. It is a transcript of the gene odr4, whose product is annotated as protein odr-4 homolog. The record is from RefSeq and is a predicted model, not a curated record. Bases 94 to 1467 code for a protein of 457 amino acids. The transcript is spliced from 12 exons. Lineage: Eukaryota; Metazoa; Echinodermata; Asteroidea; Valvatida; Asterinidae. Gene Ontology annotation, cellular component: endomembrane system. Gene Ontology annotation, biological process: intracellular protein localization.